Messenger RNA from Chaetura pelagica (chimney swift), 1264 nucleotides. It is a transcript of the gene SMAD6, whose product is annotated as SMAD family member 6. The record is from RefSeq and is a predicted model, not a curated record. Gene Ontology annotation, biological process: anatomical structure morphogenesis; transforming growth factor beta receptor signaling pathway; cell differentiation. Gene Ontology annotation, cellular component: heteromeric SMAD protein complex. Lineage: Eukaryota; Metazoa; Chordata; Aves; Apodiformes; Apodidae. The transcript has 5 exons. Bases 1 to 873 code for a protein of 290 amino acids. Gene Ontology annotation, molecular function: transcription regulator inhibitor activity; I-SMAD binding.
AUGGUGCGGCCUGUAAACUGGGUGCAGAUGGGAACUUUUAAGUUCAAUGUUGAUUGUCUUUAUUGGAAGGAAGAGCAAGCAGUAGCUCUUGGCCUAGAAGACAAACUGCCUUCUAGUCUUACUGUGGCUGAUAUAUCGUGCUUGGGAAGCCGGGACAUGAUGACCUCCAAGGAUGGCAGCCAGCAGGAAACCCAUGAGUCUCCACCACCUCCCUACUCUCGGCUGUCUCCUAAUGAUGAGCAAAAGCCACUGGAUCUAUCAGAUUCCACGUUGUCUUACACUGAAACAGAGGCUACAAACUCGCCCAACGUCACACCUGGAGACUUCUCAGACACCAGCACGUCGCCCGAUGCCGUGAAGAGGAGCCAUUGGUGCAACGUGGCCUACUGGGAGCACCGGACGCGCGUCGGCCGCCUCUACGCAGUGUACGAACAGUCUGUCAGUAUCUUUUAUGACCUACCUCAAGGAAACGGCUUCUGCCUCGGACAGCUAAACCUGGAAAACAGGAGCGAGACUGUGAGAAGGACUCGAAGUAAAAUCGGCUACGGGAUUUUACUGAGCAAAGAGCCGGACGGCGUGUGGGCCUAUAACCGCAGCGAGCACCCCAUCUUCGUCAACUCCCCGACACUGGACAUCCCCAACUGUAGGACUCUGAUCGUGCGCAAGGUGAUGCCGGGAUAUUCCAUCAAGGUGUUUGACUACGAGAAGUCCUGCCUCCUGCAGCACGUGGCCGAGCUGGAUUACGCCGACGGGCCCUACGACCCCAACAGCGUGAGGAUCAGCUUCGCCAAGGGCUGGGGGCCCUGCUACUCCAGACAGUUCAUCACGUCGUGUCCUUGUUGGCUGGAGAUUCUACUCAGUAACAGUCGGUAACAGCCUCUGAGGAGAGGAAAGAGAGAAAAAAGAGGAAAAAAAAAAUUAAAAAAAAAAAGACACAGACUAUCCCAAAUAUCAUCUACCUAGAUUUAAUAUAAAGUUUUAUAUAUUAUAUGAAAAUAUAUAUUAUACUUGUAAUUAUGGAGUCAUUUUUACAAUGUAAUUAUUUAUGUAUGGUGCAAUGUGUAUAUGGACAAAAACCAGAAAAUGCACUUUGGCUUAUAUAAUUCUUUCAAUACAGAUUUUCUUUUUUUUUUUCUAAAAAGAAAAGAAAAAUUAUACAGCAAAAAUAGGAGAAAACCCUAAUUUUGAUGUAUGGUUUUUUGAAAUAUUAUUAAUACCCAGACAAAAAGCUAAUACCAGUCACUCAUUGAUAAUAAAGUAUUCG